AUAUCGCCGUCUCUAUCGCACGGCUAGAGGGGCGCGGAGUGAGAGGCACGUCGGGCCGCGGUGGGGUCCCGUCUCUCAGAGUCGUCUCGGUCGCAGCCACGAACACACCCGUUCGUAUUCAGUUCUACGGAUCCGUGACAUAGAGUAGUUGUGUUGCUAGAGGCGUUUCGUGACAGCACUGUGAAGUUUAUAAGUGAUCGUAAAAGUUCUCUCCAAAUGGUGGUGCUUGAAGACGGAGGAAUGAUGACUUCUAAUCCUAAUCAAUAUUUACAACCUGAUUAUUUGAAUCCUCUUCCAUCCUCUUUGGAUUCGAAGAAAAGCCCGCUUGCGCUUUUAGCGCAAACAUGCAGCCAAAUCGGCGCGGAUACUCUGCCGACAAAGCCGCUGCUGCCUCCACUGGAUAAAAAGAAAGUGAACAGUGUUAAUAGUGAAUCAGUUAGUCGUUCUUCACCAAAUAAUAAUGUAAACAAAGAUAAACCCCGUUCAACUCCAGAUAACAAACACUUAGCGUUCAAACCUUAUGAAACAAAUGUUGUUUCAAAGAAACCCGAGGAAACACGACCUUCUUCAAAAGCAAGUACAGAUAGCUCGGAUGAAAAGAAAUCUGGCAAAAGCACACCUGGAAGGAAAUCUACACCGCCAACUACGGAAAACGGGAAAAAUAGCCCGUCAAAUGAAACAAAGUCGUCACCGACUGCAUCUUCUGGGACCAGUCCUAUUAUUCGCUCAGGAUUAGAAGUUUUAGGACACGGAAAGGACCAUCUUGGUGCAUUUAAAAAUUUACCCGGGCUGCCUGGUUUUAAUCCUCUUACCGGACUUUGCUGUCCUCCUGGAAUGGAACAGCAUGGAAAUCCUGCGUUUAGACCUCCAUACGCGGGUGCUUCAUUCAGUGCUCACCAUGCAGCGAUGCUGGCUGCGGCUGCCGCAUUUCCUGGAUCCUCUCCUAACCCUUAUCUAGGUUAUGCUAGAGUUAAAACACCUGCCGGAGGAGAAACACUAGUCCCAGUAUGCAAAGAUCCUUAUUGUACGGGAUGCCAGUUCUCCGUCAACAACCAUCACCUGUUAAUGAACAAUGGAUCGUGCCCCGCUGGUUGCACUCAGUGUGAACAUCAAAAGUACAAUUUGGCAAUGGCCAUGGCCCUUUCACAGCAAGGGGCCGCUGCCGGCGGUCUGCCAUAUCCACAACUUAGUCGCCCUUACGUUUGUAAUUGGAUUGUCGGCGAAUCGUAUUGUGGUAAAAGGUUUGGAAAUUCCGAAGAAUUGCUACAACAUUUGAGAAGUCACACAACAGACGGUUCGACGCCAGCGUCGGUUCAAUCGACACAACCGUCAUUACUGAAUCCUCUUAACCCGCUUUUCACAACAGCGGGUCUCCGGAGCGCAUAUCCGACGGCACCUCUCAGCCCGUUGUCUGCGAGCCGGUACCAUCCUUAUUCAAAGGCUGGUCUCCCAGCGAGUCUUGGUGCUUCUCCUUAUGGUGCCUUUAAUCCAGCUCUUGGACCUUUUUACUCUCCAUAUGCGAUGUACGGACAGAGGCUUGGAGCGGCCGCUGUCCACCAAUAAAUAUAUAUCGGGAGUGCAGUGAAACCUGGACGUUUGGACUGAUCAUAAUUUAAUGUUGUAUUGUCCAAUUUUCUUCUGUGAUAUCGAUAGACUCUAAUUGAUGUUCGGAGGCGUGAUGCGCCAUGACAAAUUUAGUGAUUAGUGAAAUUUAACAUAGUACCUUCUUAUGUGAGUGUACUUGCCGUCGAAGUUGCUUCUACGCGAGCUGUAUAAACACUGAAGACUCUGUACAGCCAAAUGAUUUGUGUAAAUAAUAAUCUCUAUGUUUAAUAAUAAAUGAAUAUUUCAAAUAUAAUAUCUACAUACCAAA
Messenger RNA from Galleria mellonella (greater wax moth), 1873 nucleotides. It is a transcript of the gene noc, whose product is annotated as zinc finger protein Noc. The transcript has 2 exons. Gene Ontology annotation, biological process: negative regulation of DNA-templated transcription. The record is from RefSeq and is a predicted model, not a curated record. Gene Ontology annotation, cellular component: nucleus. Bases 217 to 1563 code for a protein of 448 amino acids. Lineage: Eukaryota; Metazoa; Arthropoda; Insecta; Lepidoptera; Pyralidae.